This is a messenger RNA of Exserohilum turcica Et28A, 762 nucleotides long. RefSeq lists its product as uncharacterized. The transcript is spliced from 3 exons. The coding region runs from base 198 to 533 and encodes 111 amino acids. NCBI's taxonomy places the organism in Eukaryota, Fungi, Ascomycota, Dothideomycetes, Pleosporales, Pleosporaceae. The record is from RefSeq and is a predicted model, not a curated record.
ACAAUCCCUGAACAUCUUCCACCUUUUGCAACAUUGAGCUCAACAAGCGACCUACCUCUAGGCCCUAGACCGUGUCCACUAUUGCCCAAGGACAUCUAUCAUCCAACCGUUCCGUAUACGCAGUCGCCGGGCCCUAUCAAAAAGGUCCAGCGUUUGAACAAGGAGUAAUACCCGACACAACUCUUCAAGUCUGAAACAUGUGCUUCUACGACCAGCACCGCUUUGCCUGUGGCGAUUGGAAGUGGGGCCACUUCCGACAGCACUGCUCCAAGGAGUACCGGAUCGGCGAGACGUGCGGCAUGAAACUCAUCAUGCAAACGGUUCCCACUGGCACAUACUGCAAGCUGUGCGAGAAGAUCAGCACCAAGAUGCGCCGCAGAGCCGCUGAGGUGGACCGUGUAGGCCGAUGGCAACGUGAACCUCACAAAUUCGCAGCCUCCAUUGAGAAGUCCUUGGAGAUGAUUCGCGGGCUGGACGGAGAGAUUUGUGAGCUAACCAACGAGCGCAACCGCAGACUGCAAGCGAUUCACUGAACUCGGAGGCAACAUGGCGCAGGAUUCUGGGGUUUCGUUUCAUCUAAGGCGCCUUGGUAUCUUCUUUCAGAUUGAGUCCACUUAAUUUUUCGGUUCGGGGAGCGAUGUGACGCAGGAAGACCUGCUAUUGACGAAGGGUGGAAGGCCGGGCGCUACCUCUUACAGUCGCUUCUUUUCUCUUAGCGAGCCCUCUUGGGAUUGAACGAUGCAAUGAACAUUUUAUUUCUUC